Fragaria vesca subsp. vesca is the source of this 1881-nucleotide messenger RNA. Its product is annotated as probable adenylate kinase 1, chloroplastic-like. Gene Ontology annotation, cellular component: mitochondrion; cytoplasm. Gene Ontology annotation, molecular function: AMP kinase activity; ATP binding. The coding region runs from base 50 to 931 and encodes 293 amino acids. Gene Ontology annotation, biological process: nucleobase-containing compound metabolic process. The record is from RefSeq and is a predicted model, not a curated record. Lineage: Eukaryota; Viridiplantae; Streptophyta; Magnoliopsida; Rosales; Rosaceae. The transcript has 4 exons.
ACGCUUCAGUCUCUAACGAACUCUCUCAGCAAACCGUAACCUUCUUCCAAUGGCGGCUUUAACCCGCCUUGCUAAGCCCUCGUUCGCAUCGCGCUCCCCUAUCUCAUAUCUCAGCCGGUGCUUGUAUUCAGGCGUGGCCUCCGAGCCCAGUUCUCACGCCGCGUCGUCGUACAACCCUCACCUGGGGCCCAAGCCCAGUCGCUUGGUCAACGAUUCCAAGAACCGGAGCGUACAGUGGGUCUUCCUGGGCUCGCCGGGAGUCGGGAAAGGCACGUACGCUAGUCGGUUAUCUAAUCUCCUUGGCGUGCCUCACAUCGCCACCGGAGAUCUCGUCCGCGAGGAACUCGUUGCUUCCGGUCCUCUCUCUCAACAGUUAUCGGAGAUUGUGAAUCAGGGGAAGCUGGUUUCCGAUGAGAUUAUAAUAAAUUUGUUGUCCAAGAGAUUGGAGGCUGGAGAAGCUAAAGGCGAGCUAGGUUUUAUUCUUGAUGGUUUUCCACGAACCAUUAGACAAGCGGAAAUUUUGGAGGGGGUGACAGAUAUUGACUUGGUGCUAAAUUUGAAGCUCCGGGAAGAUGUAUUGCUUGAGAAAUGCCUAGGUAGACGAACUUGUGGUCAGUGUGGUGGAAAUUUUAAUGUGGCUUCAAUUAAUGUCAAGGGCUCGAACGGUUGUCCUGCAAUUAGCAUGGCUCCGCUUCUGCCCCCUCAGCAUUGUAUGUCGAAGCUUGUUACUCGGGCAGAUGAUACUGAAGAGGUGAUCAAGCAUCGGAUUGAUAUUUACAAUGAGAAGAGUCGGCCUGUGGAAGAAUUCUAUCGUCGUAGGGGGAAAUUGUUGGAGUUUGAUUUGCCUGGAGGGAUUCCAGAGUCUUGGCCAAAGUUGCUAGAAGUUCUUGAUCUUGAUGACUACAAGGAACAGCAAUCUGCUGCAGCCUGAUUAUAAUACUUCUCAUAUAAAGGUGAUUAUGUCAUUCCUACGCAUGAGGUGUGCGUUGGGGUUUUGGUUAUUGGUCAGUUUUCUCAUAGAUAAAAUUAUUGGAGAAUUUCCAUGAGUAUUUGUAUGGUGAGGGACAAUUUAUUUACUAACAAUUUUGUGGCAGCAAUAAGCCUCACUGAUGAAGGCUGGAUGAUUACACUGAAUUUUUGUAACUUAUAGACUUAUAGUUGAUCAACAUAUCAAAUUGCAUCUUGUGGGCAUCAAUUGCCCCUCAAUAAAACUUUUCUUCCGUAUUAUUGGAUAUAAAGUUUUAUCCAGUGAUUAGAUGUGUUGGAUAUAUAGGUUUAUUCGGUAUUCUAUUCUUUACCCGAGUUCCUUGCAGCUGGCCGAGCUGGUUGGCUUUAGUAUUGCCAAUCAGGAAGUUAACAGCUGCAGAUAUUAAUUUGUGGCACAAUACCAGCUCUUGACUGCAUAAGUUUCAGUGGUGCAAGAUAGAAUGUGCAGCACAUUUUACUGUUCAAAUUUGUUUCAUUUUUGCAAUGUUGUACUUGAAAUUAUUGCGACUGUAUUGUGCAUAGAGUAUAAGGUAAGUAUGUGUGUGACUGAAGUAUGUAGUUGAAAGGGUUUGGUGUUGUCUCUAUUAAGGAUAUCUGAAACCUGAAAAUAGUUUGAUAUCUCUGUUCAGAAGAUUUGUGUUUAAUUCUUUGUGCCCUUUUGCCGUUCUGGGUUUUCUUUCCUUUACGUAGUUAUGACUUAUGCCACAUGUUUGACAGCUUUUCAUUACAAGCGUCUCACUCCUGUAUUUUUGUUUAGAUUAUUUGUUCUCCUUCACUCCAAAAUGUUCUUCAGGCUUCCUCCCUAUAAUUAAUCACAUUGAUAUAGCUAUGCAUUUCUUCAAGUAUACCAGAUAGAUGUGAACUAUGACCUAGACAUGAUGGACGACAUCAUAG